AUGGGACAUGCGGUGCCCAUCACAGCAGAUAUGCAGGAGAUUGCCACGAAGACCAGCGCUGCCGAGACAGACGCGGUCAGUGCUCGCGUGAGUACAGCGAGCAAUGCCAUUCAAAGGCUUGAGACGCUGGCGACCACAAAAGUCUCCACUGAUACCUUUGAGCGGCUGCAGGCAAGGAUUGACACUAUGGAGGCGCUGGAGAUGGCUGGAGCAACUGGGGUCUCCGUCAUCAGGAAGGCGGACAGCGAGACACUUGGGAAAGUGGCGCAAGCCGUGACGGAACAGGCCCGACAACUGGAAACAGUGUCAAGUCAAGUACGCGAUCAAAACGGUCGAGUCGAGGUGAUCGAAGGCCGCACGGAGACGUUGAAAGAUCAGCUGUUCAACAAGGCCGAAUCCAACAACGUUUACACUGUGGAUGGAGUGGAUGGGAUGCUGCGAGGGUACUACAAUCGCGAAGAGAUGGAUGCACUGUUGUCUCGUAUCUGGUGGCGACUGGGUGAUGUGGGCAAGGCUCCCAACAACACUGGGCCACGACCACCCACGAGGUAA
Cladocopium goreaui is the source of this 552-nucleotide messenger RNA. Lineage: Eukaryota; Dinophyceae; Suessiales; Symbiodiniaceae. The record is from the annotation of a GenBank genome assembly.